Messenger RNA from Sturnus vulgaris (Common starling), 853 nucleotides. Lineage: Eukaryota; Metazoa; Chordata; Aves; Passeriformes; Sturnidae. The record is from RefSeq and is a predicted model, not a curated record.
UCGAGCAAAGCCAAGGAGAAGAAGCAGCGGCGGCUGGAGGAGCGCGCGGCCAUGGCCGCCGUGUGUGCCAAGGUGGAGGCCGCCAACAAACUCCAAGAUCCCCUCGAGGCCUUCCCGGUGUUCAAAAAGUACGACAGGAACGGCCUGAACGUGUCCAUCGAGUGUCGCCGCGUGUCGGGCCUGGAGCCGUCCACCCUGGACUGGGCCUUUGAGCUGACCAAGGCCAACAUGCAGAGCCUGUACGAGCAGAGCGAGUGGGGCUGGAAGGAGAGGGAGAAGCGGGAGGAGCUGCGGGACGAGCGGGCCUGGUACCUGCUGGCCCGCGAGCCCGGCGCUGGCCCCGUGGCUUUCUCCCAUUUCCGCUUCGAUGUCGAGUGCGGGGACGAGGAUUUCUGGGCUGUGUCCCACAGCUACGAGGUGCAGCUGGAGAGCAGAGUGCGGCGGCGGGGGCUGGGCAAGUUCCUGCUGCAGAUCCUGCAGCUCGUGGCCAACAGCACGCAGAUGAAGAAGGUGAUGCUCACCGUGUUCAAGCACAACCACGGGGCGCUGCAGUUCUUCCGCGAGGCGCUGCAGUUCGAGGUGGACCCCACGUCCCCCAGCGUGUCCGGCUGCUGCGGGGACGAUUCCUCCUACGAGAUCCUGAGCCGCAGCACCCGAUUCGGGGACCCCCAUCCCGGGGGGGCCCCCUGCGCCGGCUGCUGCCACUGAGCCCCCCCAAAAAUCCUGGGCCCGGCCUGCUGGGACCCCCGUGAUGGGUGACAGAAGCCCCCCCUUCCCCCCCUUCCCCGUUAUCGCUGGGAUUUGGGGGCCGGAAGGGGAUUUUUGCGUUGGGUUUUUAUUUUUAUUUUUUUUU